Wallemia ichthyophaga EXF-994 is the source of this 1002-nucleotide messenger RNA. Its product is annotated as Protein arginine N-methyltransferase 8. Bases 1 to 1002 code for a protein of 333 amino acids. The transcript has 9 exons. Lineage: Eukaryota; Fungi; Basidiomycota; Wallemiomycetes; Wallemiales; Wallemiaceae. Gene Ontology annotation, molecular function: protein-arginine N-methyltransferase activity. Gene Ontology annotation, cellular component: nucleus. Gene Ontology annotation, biological process: peptidyl-arginine methylation. The record is from RefSeq and is a predicted model, not a curated record.
AUGGCAGAGCAAGUCAAAUUGGAUGAAAUGACAAGCAAGGAUUAUUACGCAGAUUCUUAUAGCCACUUUGGUAUUCAUGAGGAAAUGCUUAAAGAUACCGUUAGAACUAUGAGCUACAGAAACGCAAUCUUUAGCAACAGCGAAGCUUUUAAAGAUAAAGUUGUUUUAGAUGUCGGUGCAGGUACUGGUAUCUUAUCAAUGUUCGCUGCAAAAGCUGGUGCACGUAAAGUGUACGCUAUUGAUAUGUCUCAAAUUGCAGACCAAGCAAAAGUUAUCACUCAAGCUAACGGAUUCCAAGGAACGAUUGAAGUUAUAAAGGAUAAAUUAGAAAACGUUAAUUUACCAGAAAAGGUUGACAUUAUCAUAUCUGAGUGGAUGGGUUACUUCUUGUUAUACGAAUCUAUGCUCGAUACUGUCCUUGACGCUAGAGACAAGUUCUUGAAACCAGGUGGUUUAAUUCUUCCUGACAAAGUCACCCUCUACAUGGCUGCGAUUGAAGAUGCUGAAUACAAAGAUGAGAAGAUUGGUUUCUGGGAUGAUGUCUACGGAUUCGAUUAUAGCUGUAUCAAGGAUAUUGCGUUACGUGAACCUCUAGUCGAUUGUGUCGAUUUGAAGAACGUAGUCACGAAUCCAACUCCAAUCAAGGAAAUCGACAUAAACACUGUACAAAAGGGAGAUUUACAAUUCCAAGCAUCGUGGAAGCUUGAAUCAACACGUGAUGAUUAUAUACACGCCUUCUUGGGUUGGUUUGAUUGCUCAUUCCCUACACCAAAUGGUAGACCAGUUAGAUUCUCAACAGGACCUCAUGCCAAGUACACACAUUGGAAGCAAACAGUGUUUUAUACAAAGAACACUAUAAGCGUAUAUGAAGGACAAGAGAUUCAAGGGAAUAUAAGCGUCAAGCCAAAUGAAAGAAAUCCAAGAGAUUUAGAUAUCGUGAUACAUUACGAGACAGAGGAGGAAAAUAAGCAGAUUGAAACCGUUGAAUUUAAGAUGUCCUAA